Molecule: messenger RNA, 351 nt
Organism: Galeopterus variegatus (Sunda flying lemur)
Lineage: Eukaryota; Metazoa; Chordata; Mammalia; Dermoptera; Cynocephalidae
Gene: LCN9
Product: lipocalin 9
Exons: 5
Coding region: 1-351 (116 amino acids)
Molecular function (GO): small molecule binding
Source: RefSeq, a predicted model, not a curated record
AUGGCACCGCUGCUCCUGCUGAGCCUGGCGCUAGCCCUCUCUGCGGCCCAGGAGUUCAAUCCCCGCGUGGUCGUGCAGAGGAACUACGACAUGGCCAGGGGGGAGUGCGUGGCCGUGGCCGUGGUCUGCGAGAAGACGGAGAAGGACGGGGAAUACUCCGUUGCCUAUCGGGGGGAGAACAAGGUGCUGGUGUCGGAGACCGACUAUGACCUGUACGUCACCUUCUACCUCCAGAACAUCAGGAACGGCACUGAGACCCACGUGCUGGCACUCUAUGACACCUGCAAAAAAUAUGGACUUGGUUCACAAAAUAUCAUCAAUAUGAUUGACCAGGAUCAUUGCUACUCCUAG